Molecule: messenger RNA, 1773 nt
Organism: Diplodia corticola
Lineage: Eukaryota; Fungi; Ascomycota; Dothideomycetes; Botryosphaeriales; Botryosphaeriaceae
Product: chromodomain-helicase-dna-binding protein
Exons: 4
Coding region: 1-1773 (590 amino acids)
Source: RefSeq, a predicted model, not a curated record
AUGUCCUGGAGUGCUCCAUCUUCCGGCGGCGCUCCUGCGUACCAGGCAGCUCCGGCAUACGCGCCGCAACCCUAUCCUCAGCAGCCCUCGUACGGCCAGCCACCCUACGCCCAGCCCCCGUACCAGCAAAGCGCUCCGCCAUCCAGCCAGCCAUCGAGUGCUCCGACCAACUAUCCCCCGAAGCGUAAAGGUAACCCCGUCAUCACCCGCUAUCCUCCGCCCCCGGGUUAUCGGCCUCCUCCGCCGCCCUCGGGUCAACCUCCCUACGCUCAAGGCCAGUAUCUCCAGGGCUAUCCUUCCCAAUCCUAUUUUCCUGGGUACCAGCAGCCCUCUCAGGGUUACCAGCCAGCAUGGCAGCCACCGCCGGGCUACCCUCCGCCUCAAGGGUAUCAACAGCAAGGGUAUCAACAGCCACCUCCACCGCCACCGCCCGAUGCAUCCAGUGCACCAGCAGCUUAUCCGCCCAAUGGAUUCCAGCAGCCUCCAACCUUCCCGCCUAGCAGUCGAUCCGGAUCGUAUCCUCCUCCGUCUGAAACUGCCAUUUCCCCCACAACAGUCGUACCGCCCUUAAUCCUUAAUUCGCCUCCGAAUCAGAACUCACGGCCCUCAAAAUCUCGCCGGAACACCCGUACUGCAAGCAUAGUCCCUACCGAGGUUCCAGAGUCCCAUAAGCUUUACCAAACCGAUCCAUACACCAUCAAUCUUGGGCUCGACGAAUGGGAUCAAACUGAUUUCGAUGGGGCCAUCUGGCCCAAGUCAAAUGAGCCGGUUGACCAAAACUUCAGCCUUGGCGUCAUCAUAUGGCAUCCGGCAAAUGAGACGACUCGUGCGCUUUCAUCCGACUUCAUUUCAGCCGAAGAGAAAGCAGCAAAGCCCCCCUUGCCUAGGAUCGGCAACGGAGAUUCUGUUUCCGAGUAUUUUGGCCUCGAGAACGCCCACGAGGCAUUUUUGAAUGUCCGACAGACGGAUGAAUGGGACUCGGUGAAGCGGGACUCGAUAUUCUACGAGUUCCCCAACAUGUCGGACAUUGUGGCAUUAGAAGAUGUCCUUGCAAACAGAGAUCGGCCCGACUCUGAGGGAGAGAAUCCUUACCCAAGCAUACAGGAAAGAGGUGAACGACACGACGCUGUUUGGAACAUCAUGGACAAUCUUGAGCAGGCUCUAUCAUCUGAGCAAGAAGAAGGCGGCUCGAGACGACAAUCUCGCAAUGGCAAAUCAACUCCGCCACCACCUUCGCGGGAUGACGCUCAGGAAGAGUUAUUGGCGUCGCUAGGCGUGACAGGUUCGCCGAAACCGGUCAAACCUUUGACUACUCCAACUUUCUUGCCGCCGAAACCCCCCAAGCCAAGCUCACGAAAAGGCAGUGGUCAGGAUCGGUCGUACGAAGAACAUCUUCCGAAGCGCCCGUCCACCGAUUAUGAUGGAUACGAUCACCCUGCCUCGCACGGUCCAGUAAAGAAACGAUCCCCGUCCUCUGAUUGUUGGAGAGCAGAGCAGGCACCAGCGAGGAACGGUGACAGAUGCCAAAGCCCGACCAAGUCUGAAAACAGCCAGCACACUGCUACAGGGUCGGACUUCAACAUGGAAGAUGUUAGAACGCACGACAAAAUCGCCAAAGAUCCACAAAGACCGCGACCGCACAGAGCUGAUAGUAGCACCGGGAGGAAACGAAGCUACGAAGAGACCGAGUCACCUCAAAGACAAGAAGACGACUACACGCCGCGUAUCAAGAGGCGACAACCAGCCGUCGCCGCUGCUUAUAGUCGACGAUAA